CAACACCAUUGUUCAUAAACGAGCUAACCACACUCAUUUUUGCCCCUGCGACCUCAAUGCACCCAUCUGGGGACCACAAUGCCAGAUCGCGGAGGAGCAGUGGGGCAUCAGAGCCGAGGAGGUGAGGACUUUAUCGCGAGGUUACCACGACAAUACACGAGCCCGAGUGGAGCAACACCCGCAGAAGCUUUGCCAAACAUGCCUCAUGUGGAGGAGCCCAAGAAGAUAGGGGCGUGGAACACGAGAGACCUGCCACUGAGGAUCAGUGCAGAUGCGUUAUCAGCCGCCUCGGCGGGCUUCUUGGUUGCUCCUAUCAUCACGAUUAUCGAUCGAGGAAUUAUAGAGAAUGCAGCUGGCAAGCGGACGCUAGGCGCGAGCGUGAGGUCGUCCUUGAAGACGCUCCUUCUACGGCCGCACUCGUUCUUCUUCUCCCGCCCCUUUGCCCUUAUUUUUACACUGUAUUCGGGCACCUAUAUGUCCGCCAACACCAUUGACACGGCGUCGUCCACCCUACGCAACCGCCCUUCAAGUGAAACAACGCACGGCACCGCUAAAUUCGCAGCAACCUCUGCAGCUAACCUCUCCCUCUGUCUGUGGAAGGACUCGCACUUCACGAAGCUCUUUUCCCCGGUUCCACCUCGUCCCGUCCCAAAAACAACAUUCCUGCUGUUCGCCAUGAGGGAUUCGCUUACCAUUGCCGCUUCCUUCAACAUCCCACCGAUUCUUGCGCCGUAUAUUCCAAGACAGGCUCUACCGACAAUAAUGCAGGGCAUUAGAAGCGAAAGUUACGCGCAGUUUAUCGCUCCUGCUGCGGUUCAGGUGUUUAGCACGCCUUUACAUUUGCUCGGUCUGGAUUUCUACAACAGGAAUGGAAACACCACGCUGGCAGAGCGAUGGUCCAUGGUUAGGCGAGCUUGGGCGAUCAGCACGCUAGCCAGGCUAUGCAGAAUCAUUCCUGCAUUUGGCGUGGGCGGCGUGGUUAAUGCUGGUGUGCGGCGGAACUGCAUGCAGAAGAUCGAACAACUGGAGGAGGCUUGAACAUGCACUCUGAUGCUAUUUUACCGAUGAUUUAUUUGCGAAACUAACGAGCAAUCUUCAUUUCUUUUUUAGCAGCGGAUCUGGAACAGCACACUCUCCACUCAGUAAAAUUGAAUAAUUGGGAUACUGGAUGGACGAAAAAAAAUGGCACGACUGGCUUUCUUUCCGGGGACGACGGCGCAUUUUGUUUGAUAGACUUUAGGACCAAUGGCUGGUCAGGGUAAUGUGUGUAUUUGAUACCCGCGUAGAUGUUCUCUUCAUAUUGAGAUAGAGUAUAACAUUUGUACACUUUUGACG
Molecule: messenger RNA, 1335 nt
Organism: Verruconis gallopava
Lineage: Eukaryota; Fungi; Ascomycota; Dothideomycetes; Venturiales; Sympoventuriaceae
Exons: 3
Coding region: 79-1038 (319 amino acids)
Cellular component (GO): mitochondrion
Source: RefSeq, a predicted model, not a curated record